AUGGCAAUAGGAGAGGAGAGUGCGGGUAACGCGUGCGCGAUGGCCGCGUCAGCGGCAGCGCCGGCCACGUGGCGGGGCACCAACGAUAGCGCCACAGAUUUCUGUCGCCGCGGUAACACCCCUGCGGCAUACGGCAGGACAACUCCUCACCAUCGAUGGUACGCGUCGACGGGCGGUGCGGCAGGGGCGGGCGCGGGCGGGGCGGGGGCGGGCGGUGAGAGCACGCCGAGCACGCCGGGCGGCGGCACGGAGCGGCGGCGCCGGCUCUCCGGCUCGGGCUCGUCUCGCUCCGAGUCCAGCUCACCGGAGCCGAGCGACACGUCGCGCGCCUCCACGCCGGCUCACCACCACACCCAGCAUCAUAAUGCGAGGCGCACCCCUCCACCUCAUCCACACCAGUGGCCAUCAACGGCGAACGGAAGACCUUUGGCGAUUUGCGUACGAAACUUGCCGACAAGAUCGACAGACAGUUCACUCAAAGACGGUCUCUAUCAUGAGUACAAGAAGCAUGGGAAGGUGGUGUGGGUGAAGGUGGUCGGUCAGAAUGCUGAUCGAUACGCGGUCGUCCGUUUUAAGAAGCCGUCCGACGUAGAAAAGGCGCUAGAAGUGUCUCAAGAUAAGCUUUUUUUUGGUUGCAAGAUCUCAGUGGCACCCCACCAAAGUUGCGACGAUGACGCGGAGUCGGCGAAACCCUAUGAGACUGAUAUCGAUGAAUACCAUCCGAAGGCGACGCGGACGUUAUUCAUCGGAAACUUAGAGAAGGAUGUAACGCAACAGCAACUAAGGGAUAAGUUCAAACACUUUGGACGUAUAAUAGAGAUCGACAUAAAGAAGGGGAGCGGUGGCGGCGCGGGCUACGCGUUCUGCCAGUACGCGUCCAUCUCCAGCGUGGUGGAGGCCAUCCGCGCUAUGGACGGCGAGUACGUGGGCAGCUCGCGCGUCAAGCUCGGCUUCGGCAAGCCCGUCGCCACCACCUGCGUCUGGGUCGACGGCCUCACGGAGCACACGGAGAAACAGGUGCUAGGCGCGGUGUCGCGGUGCGGCGCGGCCACGUCGGUGUGCGUGGACCGCGCAGCGGGCGCGGCGCUCGUGCACUUCGAGCAGGCGGCGGCGGCGGGCGGCGCCGUGCGCGAGCUGCGCCGCGUGGCCGCGCAGCUGUCCGCCGCCGAGCCCGACCACCCGCGCCUCUGCGUCGACUACGCCUCCAGGGAGUGCCAGGAAGCGUUUUACGAGCAGCUAGAAAAGCACGGAGGAUCUGCGGCGCUGGCCGGCGCAGAGCGCGCGCCCGGCGACCCGCCCACGCGCUACCUGCCCGCCGCCAGGCAUGAAUCGCUUCGUUACGAGACUGGAGGUUCACGAUCUCGAGCGCCUAGUUUUGGUCGUGCAUCUUCUAGGACCCCCCGUUAUAACACACACGACCAUUAUGAUCCUGCUGAUUAUGCUGCUGAUAGAAGAUACAGGGUAUAUGAUGAAUUAGGUUCCAGUCCACAAACAGAUGAGGCAAAUUACGAGGAUCGACUUCAAUCAGUUGUUGUAUCGCCACAUCGAGGUCAUAAGCAUCGACGCGAUUCGAGUCCAGAGGAAAGGAAACAUUCUAAGGAACGACACCGCAGCGCCGGCGGUGGGUCCAGAAGGUCGCGAUCUGGUUCCCGCAGCCACGUGUCGCGCCGGCGCCACCGGCGGCGACGCGACGGCUCCGGUUCGCGCGGCUCCCGCGCGUCACGCGCCGGCACGCCGCUGCGCGACGAGCCUGACGCUCCGCCCACGGAGCCGCGCCGGCCGCCGCGCGAGCGCCCGCCGCUGCCCAUGAGCCUGCCGCUGCCCAAGUUCGCGGUGCAGAUGCUGCGCGCCGCGCCCGCGCAGCCGCGCUCGCUGCCGCCCGCGCCCGCCUCGCCGCCGCGCCCGCCCUCCGCCUCCUCCUCCAGCGCCGGCUCUGCGCCGCACUCGCCCUCGCUGGAGGAGCGCAUCCGCUCCCUCGACGAGAAGUACGAACGCUGGACAGGCUCGCGGGCGCACGCCGACGCGCCCGACCGCUCACGCCUCAGGCACCGCUUGCUCGAACUUGAUAUCAACGAAGUGAAACCCUCUGAAGUGGUCCUGUCCUUACUCGCGAAGAGGUCCGUGUUCGAUGAGGACUCGGAGCGGUUGGAAGGUGCCCGUGUUCCGAGCCCCGGAGGCAGUCCCAGGUCGCUGACGGCAGUUCCGCGUGUUUUACGUUAUCCCUUUCCGGCCCACGCGCAUUCAGUCACGGCGACUUUGACUACUGGAAGUGCUAUACAACCACCGGAACCAGAAGACUUAGAACGUCCACGUCUCGAUAAGUUGAUCAAAAUUGACUUGGAGAGUGACACGAGAUUGAGAAGAACGCCCUCGACUGACAAACCGGCGUUUGAUAUAAUCGAGAAAAAGCUUUCACCCACAAGAUCUGAUUUUGACGAACACAUGAGUAAAAGUCGAAACUCUUUACUUAUGACAGAAGAAAAACCUAUAGUCUCUGACAUUAGACCCAGCUCAGACAGAAUAGGAUUCGAAACGAGCACGACUUUAGAUGUACCGGAAAAAAGUAAUUUAAAAGAGAGGUUUACAACCUCUUGUGAAGAUAAACUGACUAUUAAAAAAGAAGAUGUAGAAGAUAAACUUACUUUAAAAAGUAGUAGUUCAAUUUUAAGUAAAUUUGAAAGAAAUUGCUUUCGAGAAGAAAUAAAAUUACGAAAUGAGGAAAGCAAAACAAUAAAACAAGAAAUUCAAUUAGAUUUACAAUUGAAUUCAUCUGAAAAGUAUAUCUUUAAAAAUGAAUUCGAUAUGAAGUCUGAAUCUAUUAUACAAGAAGAUAUUAAAUUGCAGCUAGAACAAGAGAGUAAGUUACACGAAACAAGUUUUCGAAUGAAAAAGGAAGCUGAAAGAUGUCAAGAAAAGCCAUUUCCGAAUAAUAUUAGUAAAGAAAGUUUGUCACAUAAAGUGCAUGCGGUUAAUCACUUAAAUGCUAUAAACUGCAUAGAAUCGUCUAAAAAGAACGUCGAAGUUUUAAAUCAGGAGAUUAAACUUGAGAAGAGCAGUAGAGAAAAAUGUGAAGUCAGCACUACACUUUCAUUGAAAGAGGAUAAAUCUGGAAAAGAGAAUAUAGAUUGUGAUAAACCUGUUGAAAAAGUUAAAUUGACUAAUAAUAUUUUAUUUUCUCCAGACCGCAUAACAACUGAUAAUGAUAGAACCCAUGAGGAUCAUAAUAAACAUGAAAAGGACAAAUUAAAAUAUAGCAGAGAUAGAGUUGAUAAAGAUAACGAAAAAGAAAAAUCUAAGAGCAACAAAAUAUUCAAGCUUGAAAGAAAUGAAAAGGAUCGCAAGUUAAAGGACGAUAUUUUAAGUACAAAACCAAGUUCUGAAAAGGUGGAUAAAGUAAAAACUGAGAAGGAUAGUGACAAAGUUGUAGAAAAAGACCGGGAUAUCGAAAAAUCUAGACAUAAUGACGAGAAGCAUACAAGAAACGAAAAUCACAAAAAAGAUAAAAAUGAAAAAGAAAGAAAAAGAGAACUUUCAGAAGUUGAUAUCUUGUCUAAAAGUAUAAAACGAGACGAUAAACACAAACAUGAUCGAACAAAAAAAGAUAACGAUAGUAAACGCGAUGUGAAAAAAGAAGUUGAUACAUCUAAAAGUCGUAAAAGUUCAAGAGAUGAAUCAACUAGAGAAGUCUGUCGGAAAGAUUCGACGGAUUCUACUACCUCAAGAGCAUCACAUGACUCAACUUCAUCAAAAUCAAAAGAUAUUGAAAAUAUUGAAGUAAAAGAAGAGCCAAAGACUAAAAAUAAAAGUUUGGAAAUAUUAAAUAAACAUGAAUCAGAGAAGGAAGUAAUAAAGUCACACGAUCAUAAUAAAGUCAUAGACCAUAGUAAUGUUAAAACAAAAAUCAAAACUGAAAUUAAAGAAGAGAAAGAUAUAGGAGAAUUGCAUUUGAAAAACAAAAUCAAAGAGGAAAAAGAUUCUGGUGAACAUCAUAAAAGUAGAGGUGAGGCUCAUGGAGAAGGUGCAUCAAAAAGUAAAGUUGAUGUAUCUGAAAAACAAAGGCAUUAUUCUCUUGAUUCACCUAGCGUUGACUCUAAACGUAAAGAACGAUUAAAUUCUUGUUCGAGCUUACCCUCACAUAUAGGUCAUAAAAGAAGAAUGUCAUCUCAAGAUAGUGUAGACUAUGUUAAUGAAGAUUCGAAAAAAAGUAAACCAGAUCGGCGUGAUUUUAAAGAUGCUAGAAGUUUAGAACGUCACAAGACAACUAAGUUCAAUAAAGGUCAUUUUGCUAAAAUUAUAGAAAGCAAAACAAAAGAUGACAAGAAAAAUCAGGUUAAACCACCUGAUGACAUAUUUGUACAUGCGAAAGAUAAUGAAACCAAAGAGGCUUCAUGUCAUGACAGAAAGAUUAUCAAAAAGAGUCCGCCAAUGGAGAAUGAAGAUAAGAUAGUUGGAAGUUCUGAUGCCUCACUAGAGUCAUUGCAAAGUAAUAUAGAUUUUCUUGCUACUUUGGAAUUACGUUCUAGUGAAGAGGAUGAAAAACAAAAAGCUUUAAGAAAAGAAAUGAAAGAAAAGAAGCGUAUUCAGCAACUGCAGCAAAUUCAAGAACUUCAAAUGCAACAGGAUGCUUUGAACCAGCAAGAGUAUUGUAACAAAACAAAAGAGGAUCGAAAACUUAAACAUGAUGAAAAGAAAAAAGAAGCUGCACGGGACAAGAGAAUGUCAACUGAUCGAAAAAGUAGGGACGAGAGAGCAGAUCAAAGUAAACGGCGUAAUCGCAAACAGUUACAGAGCACAGACAGUUCAGAUUCCGACGAACCUAAAAAGCAUUCAAUUUUCGAUAUUGUUGACGAUGGGCCUACACACUUGUCGAUGUAUGAUAAAGUUAAAGCUAGAUCUUGUAAAAACAUGCAAAAACAAGAAGAAGAAAAACGCCAAGAAAAGAUCAAAGCUAAGUUUAGUCAGUUAAAGCAAAGUAGAGCAAAACGCGAAGAAAAGAAGCGAUCUAGUUGGGACGAAGACAGUGAUUCUGAAAAUGAGCGACGUAAACCUCAUAAAACGUCUAUGGAUAGUUCGACCGACGACGAUCAUAUUACCCACAGUAGUAAAAAAAGGGAAAAAUCACAUGGAUCAAGUCUUGAAUAUGAUCGUAAUAGAGUUAACGAUUACUUUGAUAUAGUGAGCAAUGAAGAAGAUUCCCAUAAUAAGUUAUCUCGUAAGAACUCUAGAUCUCGCAUUAUGUCUGAUACCUCUGAUGAAGAAAACAUGAAAAGACAUUUAAAUAAAAGUCCUACAUUUAUGGAUAAAAUAAAACAGGAAAUAUUUUCAGAUUCCGAAUCAUCUCAGAAAUGUAAACAUAUGGAAAUCCAGCUUAAAGAAUCGAGUGAGGAUAAAGUUAAGAAAACGUCUCUUUUGAAUUUGUUUGGAAAAAGUGAUAGCGAAGAUAAUAGACUUAAAUCAAAUUUAGAUAUCGAAAGUGAUUAUAGAAUGGUUUUUGCGAAAAGUUUUCCAAACGAUAUAUCAUCAGAAAAUGAAUCGAUUCCAAUCGAAUCUAAUAGAAAUUCAUCAGAAAUACGUAAAAAACAUAAGAAAAAGCAAAAGAAAUAUAAAUUUACAUUUUCUGACGAAGAAUCUAAACUUGAAAGUAGCCACGAUAUAAUAUCCGAACCUGGCAGUAAACAUAAAAAUAAUGAAAAAAGUCGUAGACAUAGUAAUAAAAAAGAAAAACGAAAAGAUAAAGUGCGUGACAGUGUUGAUACAGAUGAGCCCCGUGACGAAAAAAUAAAAUUAAAAAGAGAUAAACGUUCACCGAAUCAAUCAUAUGAUGGACUCGCAGAACCGACAUCUAAUAACAAUAGAAAAGAAGGCAAAAUGGAAGACAUAUUUGGGCCUCUCUCUGAUGAAUCUGAUAGAGAUAUAGGUAACGUCAAUAAUAAAACAGAAACCGUACCAACGGAGUUUGAACCGACAGUGAAUACAUGUGAAAAAGGAACACCUAAUAUCGACGAAAUAAAAAGUAAAGAUAAAGAUGACAGCAAGCGAAGAAAGGAUAAGAAGAGAAAAGAAAGACGACAUUUUACACGAGACGACGAUAAUAGUCUCGAUGUAGACGCAGUAAGCAAAGCAAUAGAAGCACGUCUGUUUGCUGACUCAUCAAAUAUUGACGAAAACCAAACUGAAAUUAAUAUUUCGGAGUGUAUUUCAAAAAAUCCUGAAAAUGAACUGAAAGACAUUGAUGUUAGUUAUAAAGGAGACUCGAUUACUUUCAAUAAAUACAACGACAAAACUAGAAAGGAAUCAAGAGACAAAAAGAAAAAGAAAAAGAAAAAUAGGGAAGAUAGGCAGAGUCGGAAAGAACAUCAUCAUAAUUACCAUCAUGAGAAGAUUCCAAAAAAUGACGAAUCUUAUAUUGAUAAUAAUCUUCAACUAUCACCAAAAACUAUGCUGCUGGAUAUACCACUUCCUAAUGAUAUACAAAAGGUUGAAUUAACUGAUAAAUCAGAUGACAGUAAAUCUUUAUCGGAAUCUCCCAGUUUACCGCGAAUUACUGAUAGUCCGCCUUUUGCUAUCAAAACUGAAGAAAUUAACGAUUCCAUAAAUAAUGAAUGUGAUACUCCAAAUCGUUUAGUUGUUGAUGAUGCAAUCGAAAUUGACUACGAACUAGCGGAGAACAUCGAAGUAAACGAUAUACCGAUGCCACCACCCAUUGAUAAUAUUGUGCAAGACAUAAGUGAAGUACCAUUGCCUAAAGAUCCGCCUCUUGAUGCUGAACAGUCUAAAAGUAUUUUACCAGCUUAUGAUUUAGAGAUUGAAGUCGACACUGAUGUAAGAAUAAGUGAAGAUGCCGUCCGAAGUAUACCUAAUUUGGAAAAAGAAACCGAAAAACAAAUCGAUAAGAUAAUUAACGAUUCCCAUUCAAAAUUGGAUAAAAAAAUCGAAGAAAAACCUCGUGCAAUUAUUUCGCAAGAAGAAACUGAAGAUGCUGUUGCAGCAUUACUGGGCGAAAGUUUUGGUGGUAAGGCCAACACAUUUGAUAAUUGUUAUGAAGAAGUAGAAAAUAAUACUUCUCAUCAAAUAGAGAUAGAGACCACUCCAAUUGAAAGUGAAAUUAUACCUGAGGAAGAUGCAGAAGAAAUGAGGCAAGCAGUUCAAAAUUUAAACGCUAGUGAAAUGGAAAUUAAACCUGACACGCCAGUAUCUGACAAUGAUCUUCUCCUUAUCGAUACUGACACUGAAGAAGCAGAAGAGUCUACUCAAGAUGCUAUUGAUAGAUUGCCAGUAAAUAUUAUUUCUACUAAUCCUUCUCUUAACAAUAAUACCAAAGUAAGCGUGCCUCAGACUACGGCACAAGUAUCAAACAUAAUAAUAGCUAAACCUAAGACUACAAUUGUGCAUACUGUAACUAAGUCGAAUGAAUUAUCGAAAAAAGCCAUAGAAGAUGAUGUAAAACCACCUGUAUGUACGAAGCAAGAGAGUGUGCAACAAAUUACAUCAACAGCCACUCCAGUUAUUACAUCAUGGACGUUAUCAAACAACAAAUUGAUAGAACCACAUGUUUUAAAUAUUCCCGUUAGCUCAGUAACUACCAGAGAUAACAACGAUAAUAAACCAACUCAUAUAACCGCUAAUAUUGUUCAGAUUAAAACACCUUCAAAUCAAAAUAUGCAGAUAAGUAAUACGUCAAGGCCUGUUAUAAAUACUAGUAGAGUAGGGGCGCCUUAUCAAGUUAUAAAUCAGAUGAUUAGACCUCAAGUAUCUUGUAUGCAGCCUCCAACGAUAAAAAUUCCUGAACCUCAUAUCAUUUAUCAGAAACCGCAAGGAAUUGUAAUUUCCCCUAGGAUGGCUAAUGAACCUGUAUUACUAAGUCCUAAAGCUAGUCAGCAAACGGAAGGGAUGACAUCUCCAAGACUAAGUAAUAUGGCGAUUUUAAGCACUCCGCCUCAAAAUAUGAACACAGUGGGAACAGCUUCACCGAAUGCCAUUCAACAACGAUCUCCUGGGCAAGUUACCGUAGUUAGAAUGCAACAACCACCACUUAGUCCUAUACAAACUGUGCAUAUCCCGCAUGGCACAAGAGCUAUGGUCUCGCCUAAUAGACCAAAUUCAGUUUUGGUUCAAACCCAAGGCACUCCCAUUCAUUUUAACAGAUUACCUGUAACUCCAGUUCUUGCAACAAUCCCAAAACAAUUAAAUGCAAAUAUUAUUCAACAAGCCAAAGGAAAUGUUCCUAAUUCGCAGUUGAUACAUCAACCAAAAAUAAUAUCCGCGGAUGGCCGAAAAGCUGAUAAUAUUACAGAGACUGCCAAAAUUAUUCUGUCCCCCACUAGACUACAACAGUCACCAACGCCCACAGUGAUGUCUCAAAAUCGACUUAUUUCAAUGCAAAACUCUUUACAUGUGGGAAAUAUAAAUUCUACAUUACACCUUUCUAAUAAAGUAUUAAUAAAUAACAAAAGCCAAUUAACGGAUAAGAGAGAUGCUCAGAGUGCCAAAUCUGAACACAAUCAUAUUACAUCCUUAGCAUCUGCGCCUAUUAUUCAUGUUGCUGGAGUUUCUCACUCUUCUCCGUCCAUUAUACAAGGAACAACAAAAUCGCUCGUGUCUAAUUUACAAGAAGCGAUAACAGUAAAUAGGGGACAUGCUUCAAAUGUAAUUCACACAAUAAAUUCCCAAAGGCUAUUAACAACUACUCCUAUGACAAGCGUUAUACAACUAGAUCCGAGCAAAGGCCCUCCUUCAGUACUAUCAAUGGCUACCAUAAGACCUCCAACAACACUAGGUAAACCUGAAUCGUCUAAUACCGUCGUUGUAACUACAUCAAGUUUAGCAAAUGUUGUUAUGACUCCUUUGCUACUAAAAGGAAGCUCAAGUCCAAAGGCCACUUUAAGGUUACGGACAAGAAGUGAGAGUGAAAAUGUUGAACACCCGCCUACAUCGCUAUUAAGUAGUAAUCAGAAGAAUAAGGACUUAAAACAAGCUGAAAAAAUAAUAGAAACAAAGAAUAAAGAACCCGAAGAUCCAAAGAAAUCUCCAGUCCCGUCGACGUUACCAGUGGAAAAUAUAGCUAAAUGUGAAACUGACUUUGAGGAAUUGCUUAAAGAUAACACGAACGAAAUAAAAAUAACAAAUCAUCCCGAAAAGAAAGUAGAAAUUAAUGUGGGCAAGAACAUAACUUUGAUAAAUCAAAAUCUUGAUAGAAGGCUUAGUGUAGAAAAUAAUAAAAAUAUAGAUUUCGGUAUUACUGAAAAACAUGAAUCUGAUGUAGUUACGUCAAAUUCUCCAAACGAACACUUGUUAUUGAAAAGUAAUGACAACGAUUUGUCUACAACAUCAGACACAAAUAAACAGGAAAGUAUCAAAGAAAAUGGUUUAGAUAUUAACCAAUCAGAAAAGAAAGAUGCAAAUGUACCUACAACACAAGAAACUCCAGAUCAAAUCUCAAAUCAAACUCCUUAUGAUAAAGAUCAUUCGAUGAAGUUAGAACUAAAAGAAAAUAAGGACCAAUUUUUCGGAUUUAUAUGUAAUCAAAAUCAAAAUACCAGUAAUGAAAUAAAAACUAUCGAUGAAAACGAUUACUGGUCGGCCAAAGAUGUCAACAUUGAGUCUGUAAUCAAAAAAGUUGAUUCUUUAUGUAAGGAAACAUCUGACGAAAAAAAAGAAUUUGAGAUAAGUGUUACUAAACCAAAUGAAAAAGAUAGUGUCAAUAUAGAACAAAAUGUGCAAAAUGAUACCGUUAUUGAAGAGCAAAAAACUGUUAAAUCUGAGGCUUGUAAUAACGAAUCUCCUAGUCAAGCAGAAGAUAAAAGUGAAUUAUUUAAUGACAAUAGUGUUAGUGAAGAAUUGACUGUAGAAAGAACCGCAUCUGGAGGCAAAAGAGGUGGUCGUAAUGGUGGACGAGGAAAGAGAUCGGAAAAAGCAGACAGAGUGCAAACACGGCAAAUAUCAAAACCUGUUAGGGGAACUUCAAAACGAGGAAGAGGCAGAGUGAAAGUUGACAAAAAAAUUAAAGAUUUCGUGAGCAGUAAUUUAAAUAAUAUGCCAGGUGAUGUCUAUGAUUUUCACGAAGACUCUGGUGACGAAACAGUAACUUCUCCUAACAAAGCUGAAGUAAGACCUCGUUUAAUUUUAACAAUUAAGAGUCCAUUAUCCGGACAUUCAAACUCAAUAGCGACAUCGACACUUAGUAUAACACCAAAAGAUCAAGGGAAGAAAGAAAAGGCGAAAGUCGGGGACGAGGUACGUUUUUGUUAUAUACCGCCUUCGACUAUAAAUACUCGAAAAUCUAGGCGACUUCAAGAGAAAGAUAUUCAGCGAAGCACUGUUGAUGAUGUUAUUGAUGAUGUUAUUAAGGGCUCAGCUGCGCAAUAUAAGAAUAAUGUGGAACCGAAUAAGAAAAGGGCAACCAGACAAGCCGGAGCAAAAACAAAUGCAGAAAAAGUAUCGCAAAACGACACGCGAAAAUCUCCUAGAGGUGUAAAGAGAACUAGGGAUAGAAGUUUGUCUGAUGCUUCAAUAGGUAGUAGCGAUGAAAAUGCUAAGAGAGAGGAUGUCGUUAAAGAACCUAAGAUCCCGAAAUUGGCGGAACCUAUAGCGCCAGUUAAAACCGACGUUGAAAUGAAACCAGCGGCCCCACCUUCCGUCGUGGUACCACCACAUAACCCAACACCUAUAAUGAAACCGCCGAAGAAAAUGAUAUCUGAAAUCAGUGCGAAAUUAGCCAGUGCUUUUGAAGCGGCUGCAAAUCUCACGAAUAGAGUGGGCGGUGUUUCCCCCAACGUCGGAGACCGGCUAGCUCCCGCGCCCGAGAGACCCCCAGAGCCAGAACGCAUAGCUCCAGUUGUUGAUCCGACCCCCGUAGUACCAGACUCCAUCUCGGGUGACAUUAGCUAUGGCCGUCGCAUCGUUGACAACGUUCCUGCAAAUAUGAUGCCGGUCGGCGCGACCGAAGCGACGGACGCGCGCGUGCAGUCUCCAGCCUUGCCGCAUCGUCCGCCCUCCGCUCAUCAUCCGCCAGACCGCGCGACACCUAUUCUUGUUAGGGGCGGCGAAGGCGAAGGCGGCGCCGGUGUGGCGGGCGCCGCUGGCGCGUCGCGCUACCGCGGCGCCUACGCGGGGCCCGCCAGCCUGCCGCGCGGCGCGCACCACCCACCGCUCGCCAAGCAGGUCGCCGUCGUCGGCCCGCAACACCAUCAUCCUGGGUCACGAGUCACCAUCACAAGUGUACCUUCUGUCAGCCCUCAAGGUCAAAUGUCUAUGUCUGCAGAAUUAGUUAGAAGUCCACCGCCUGCUCAUCAACAGACUUCUCCUAUCACCUCGGUAUAUCACAAUGGCGAAGGGAUGUAUCCUCAUUUUUCGCAACACCACUAUCAAAUGUACCAACAACAUUUUCGUGCAACUCAGUACGAAAAUGUGCCCACCCUCACUACUUUUCCUACAAGAGGCGCGCUGGAGGCGGAGGGCUCGGAGGCGCCGACGCCGCCGCUGGAGUUGCGCCGGCCGCCGUCCGCGCGCGUGCCGCGCCCCGCGCACUCGCCCUCGCCGCAUGACAGGCACAUAAUGUACGCGGUGCGGUGCGGGCGCUCGCCGCCGCCGGCGCACGGCACGUCGCGGCCAGCCGCCGCGCUGCCGCCGCCCGGCGCGCCCGGCCCGCCGCACGCCAGCCAGGUGCCGCGCGAGGCCGACUCGCUGCAGAUGCUGCUCAGGAACAUGCUACGUUCACCUAAUGGAAGUGACAUCGGGCAGCGACAAGGUGGCUCCCUAACAAAUUUAUCAAGUCGUGGAUUAUAUGUAGAAGAUAACUUAGCUAACACAGCAGAAUCAUUUAUUACUACACGGAAGAGAAAGCAACCAGAAAUAGAUACAGAUAUAAAGCGGGAAAUAGACAUCUUGCAUAAAAAAAUAGAUAAAAUGAUGAAUUUUCUCACAGAAUUCACGAAAAAUCAAAAUGAAAGUAUUAAAAAACUGUCGGAAGACAUACUAUCAAUUAAAGAUCAGAUGAAUAAUAUGCAAGUUACAACUGAAAACCUUGUACAAGAACAAUACUCAAUUAAAACAAAACUAUCAGACCUAACAAAUUCAUCAGAAAACCAAGAUAAAAAGAUUAUUUCUCUUGAAUCUACAAUACAACAACUCCAAGUAACUUCACCACAACAAAGAACAUACGACAGUGAGCAUAUUAUGUCGGAGAUAAGUGAACGCAAAAGUCGCGAAAACAAUAUUAUUUUAAAAGGUGUACCUGAACCACUUCUCAAAUAUCACCGUGAAAGACAAGAUUCUGAUAAGUGUGAAGUUAUAAAUAUCGUCAAAAUGAUUUCCAAAGAUAUACCAGAACCAGUAAAUAUAUAUCGCCUGGGAAAAUAUGAUGCUAAAAAAUGUCGCCCAAUAAAAGCUAUUUUUCAGAAUCACGAUCCCGUUAAAUCUAUAUUACGUUUGAAACGAAAUGUGCAACUUAAUGACAUAAAAAUAUCCUCUGAUUUAACACCAGCACAGCAGGCUUAUUUUAAAAAUGUAAAGAAUCAGUUAGAUCUGCGCAUUAAUAAUGGCGAACAAAAUCUGACCAUAAAAGGCGAGGCAAAAAUGCUAAAGGGAAAUAAAGUGACCUAUGAAAUAGCUAAAAAGUAUUCAGAUAUAACUACCUCUAAAAAAUCUUUAAAGUUCUUUUACACCAAUGCUAAAAGUAUAGUUAAAAAGGGUAAGUUAGAUGAAUUACAAUGCAUUCUACAGUCUUUUAAAUAUCAGAUACAUAUUGUUAUUAUUACGGAAACAUGGAUAAGAUCAGAGGAUCAAGCAAAAAAACAAGUUCUGCCAGGUUUUACACAUUAUUAUAACUACAGAGAAGUUUCAAGAGGGGGUGGAGUGUCCAUUUUUAUUCACAACAGUCUAAAGCAUAAUCUAAUAGAACACCAUUGCAUACAAGAAAAUCAUUAUUUGUGGAUACACAUUAAUAAAUAUUGUCUGGAUAUUGGAGCUAUCUACAAAAAUAACCGAAAGAAUGUUGCAGAUUUUCUCGAAAUUUACUCUACUCAAUUGUCUAAUAAAAAACGAGCUGUAAUUAUGGGAGAUUUUAACUUUGACCUUCUCUGCCCUGAUAAACCGAGUAAGGAAUAUAUAGAUGCACUUGAAGAAUAUGGUCUUGUAGCGCUAAAUAAAAUUGACUCAAACUAUUCUACUCGUGUUACUCCAGAAACAAGAAGCAUAUUAGACCAUGCCUGCACAAAUCUACAAGAACACUGUUUUCACCUGGCUAUUAUUGACUCGGCUAUGUCCGAUCAUAAACAAAUUUAUAUGGAAAUAGAAAAAUAUAAGCCUAAUAUACUGAAGAAAAUACAAUAUAGUGCAUUGAAUUAUGAAAACAUUUAUAAAGCCGUAGAAAUAUAUAAUACACAUGAAAUAUUAGAAUUUACAGAAUUAGAAUCAAGACUUAUCACUUGCAUCAAAGAAAAUAAGAUCCAGAAACGCUACCCGGUAAUGUGGCAAGGGCUGCUGGCGCUCAAGAACGACUCGGCGGCGGUGCAGAUGCACUUCGUGGGCGGCAACCCGGGCGUGGCGGCCGACGCGCUCGCGCGCAACGCCGACGGCACCGCCGCCUCGCUGCUGCGCAUCGCGCAGCGCAUGCGCCUCGAGCCCGCGCAGCUCGACCAGGUGCAUCGCAAGAUGAAGUUGGAGAACGAACACUGCACGCUGCUGGCGCUGCCGUGCGGGCGCGACCACAUGGACGUGCUGCAGCAGUCCACCAACCUCACGGCCGGCUUCAUCACCUACCUGCAGCGCAAGCAGGCCGCCGGCAUCGUCAACGUCGCGCCGCCGGGACACCAGCAGUCACUGUACACGGUCCACAUCUUUCCAUCGUGCGACUUCGCGAACGAGAACCUGAACCGCAUCGCGCCCGACCUGAUGCACCGCGUCGCCAACAUCGCGCACCUGCUCAUCGUCAUCGCCACCGCCAUCGGG
Brenthis ino (lesser marbled fritillary) is the source of this 13947-nucleotide messenger RNA. The record is from the annotation of a GenBank genome assembly. NCBI's taxonomy places the organism in Eukaryota, Metazoa, Arthropoda, Insecta, Lepidoptera, Nymphalidae.